Molecule: messenger RNA, 1456 nt
Organism: Momordica charantia (bitter melon)
Lineage: Eukaryota; Viridiplantae; Streptophyta; Magnoliopsida; Cucurbitales; Cucurbitaceae
Product: L-type lectin-domain containing receptor kinase S.4
Molecular function (GO): carbohydrate binding
Source: RefSeq, a predicted model, not a curated record
ACCGAGAAGAGAUUGGAGAAAAACAGACGACAAAUAAAGAAAGAAGAAAGAAGAAAGAAGAAAGAAGAAGAAGAAAGACGCGAGCUUAUGUAGCUGAAUCCCGUGAAUGUUGUUCUUACAGUGGAACACAGAUCUGCUCCACCACUCAACUUGUGCGGAAUAAUGGUUAAUUUGCCUUCUCACCUCCUAAUCUUCCUCUUCUUUUACUACUUUCUCCACCCCGUUUCCUCAUUCACGCUUCCAACCCUCUCCAACAACCCCAAUUUCGAUCCCCACGUUGCCCUCAUCGGAGACGCCGCGGUCGUCCACGCCGACGCCGACGCCGACGAUUCUUUCGUCAAGUUAACCCGCCCCGUCGCAUCCAGCUUCGGCCUUGUACUCAACGCUAAACCCUUGAGGCUUCAUGAUUCGUCGUCGUUUUCUACCCAAUUCGCGUUCUGGGUCUCGCCGGACAACGGGGAUGGCCUCGUUCUUUCGCUCUUCCCCGGAAGCUUUGAGCUCUCCCGGGAAAAGUGGAUUCAUGCCAUCGAAUUUGUCUCCGCCAAUGUGAGUAAUUUGAGUGGAGGGUAUCUGAAGACGGAGAGGGGGGUUCUCGUUCCGACCAUUGGGGGAAAAUUGACAUCGUGGGUCGAUUUCGAUUCGAGCUCCAAAAUGGUAGAAAUCAGGUUGAGUAAAUUUGGGGAUUCGCGGCCUUACGAUCCCUCAUUUGCGUACCCAAUUGAUCUGGCGAGUAAAUGCGAGGGGGAGGAAGUAUUUGUGGGAUUAAGCUCGUGGAAUAGCAAGCCAUCUCAGUGGAGCAGAGUUUUCUCGUGGCGGUUCGGUCUCAGAAAUAUCCCCAAGGGGAUGCAUUCGCUGCCGGUGGAUCCACAGCGGCGUUCUGAGAAACAGGGCGAGGAGUUGCAGAAGAAUCAUCUUCUGCCUCUUACGAUAUUUGCUGGGCUGAUCUUCGCAACCGGUUGUGGGGCGUUAAUGGCGUUUGUGGUGCUGUUCAUGUGGGUAAUUGCGGCCAAUAGAAACGCCAUCUUUGCGGCGGAGCCCCAAUCUGUGGAUUUCCAGUACCAAAAGGUUAGUGUAGUGGUUGUAGAGGAGGGAUUGAAAGAUGUCAGCACGAGAGGAUGAAGGAAGGUUGUGGAGAUUAAUUCAGUUCAUGGAAGGUGCCAGCAGUUAAAAAUGUGUUUAAGAAUCAGACAACGAGGUUUAGGAUUUGGCUGUGUGUUCUUGUUUUGGACAAAAUUUCGUUGCAAUCUUAUGUUUGUCAUCCAUAUUUUUUCUGUGCCUGUUGUUGGGCCUUUUUGCUUGCUUCUUAUGAUGAAGAUGAACCUAAAUCCUCAAAAUUGAUCUGUGCUUUAUGAUAUUUUGGUCAAAUUGAGGGUGUUCUACUUCUUUAAACGGUUUAAUUUGUGCUUUAGUUAAUACUAUAGCCAUUCAAUCUGCUGCAGCCUACAGGAUUAUACAA